AUGACAUCAGAAAAUAGACUAGAUCUUCGUCCUCUUCAUGAUGCACUUGACCAAGCGCUUUUCAGUCUUCAACCUCAAAUCGGUGAAUUGUACAGCAGUCUUUUAGCCACCUUAAGUCAACCACAGCACGAUACGGCCUCCAGGCUUCAAAGCGUCAAAAUGGACUCGGAAACUAGACUAGCUCUUCAUCAUCUUAAAGAGGAUCUUGAAAAAGAGCUUUUCAUUUUGCAUCCUCGAACAAGAAGUAGAUUGAACAGCAGACUUUUAGCGGCACAAGACGCACUACUGAACGAUCGAUCUUCCGAGCCAAACACUCCUUCAAUGGCCGAUUGCAACCCCAGUCAGACCCAAAGAUCGGCAAUGGAAAAAGCCAAAGAACCAACGUCAAAACAUAAUCGGGCAACUCAGCGCUUGGGACCAGGACACACACCACACUGGGAGAAGAGCAUGAUGCAAGAAAGGGAGGAUUCUGAGGAUACCAUUUCAUACGAAAGCAAUUUCGACGAUUACAGCGACACUGACCAAACUAUGAGCAAACACAUCAUGCCCAAAGGCCAAGUCUAUACCCACACUAAGGCCCACACUAAGGAUAUGGCUGUUUCCUACGCCCCGAACGCCAAAUUGGAAUUCCCGCAGAAGACUAACAUCAGCCCACACAAACCCUCAAUGGACCACACGACGGAGGUGUCAGACCUUCCAGGAGUUCCAAGAUGGUUCCCCGCAAGAAUUAAGAGGAUAUUGAACGAUGAUGGAUGCCCCGACGCGCUCCCAUUCAAGUUCAUGGACAAACUCACCCGAUACCGAGCAUGGCUUGAGGCUCUUCGACGCCGAAGAUGGAAACAAUAUCUCAGGGCUGGGAAGGCUAGGUGGCAACUGAGUAUCGCUCUCCAGAAGCUCCGACAAAGACCUGCAAGCACGACCGCCGCAUUCUAUCAACAUCGGCUCCGCCAGCAGAAGAAAUGGAAGGAGAAAGCGCUUCGAGCUAUGAAGAAGUUAGAUGUCGUUAUUGAAGGGACAAAUUAUCUGGACAAGACAAUGUCUGCAAUUUUUAAAGUCGAACGCGAGGUCUACGAGAAAUAUCUUGGUUGACUGCAGAAGAGACCCGAGGACAUGCGGGAUUUUAAGAAUAUCGGGUGAAACGUGAGCGAUUCUUUGACUUGAGAGAGAAUCUCCAAGUUUUCGCCGGCUUCUAAGGAAUGGGUAUCAAAACUCAGAACGUGGACUAGAAACAGAGCAGUGUAUGGAGUCAAUUUAUCGUGGAAUUUUCUGCGGAACACAGUUCUCACUUCAUUGCUUUUAACCUGCCGUGACGAGAUAAAUGCUUCCUCUCUUGUCCUUGAUGUCUUUCGUCAAUAUAUGCACCCACCAGUUGAACUUCAAUGCAGCAACCCAAUACGAUCUAUUCAUAAUGGUGCAUAUGUGAAUAGGAUCGGAAUUUUCUGUUCAUUUCCCAUGUCUUCCUCACUUGUUGCCCUUGCAUCUAAGAUCUGGCACCUUG
This is a messenger RNA of Amorphotheca resinae ATCC 22711, 1498 nucleotides long. RefSeq lists its product as hypothetical. The coding region runs from base 1 to 1089 and encodes 362 amino acids. The record is from RefSeq and is a predicted model, not a curated record. The transcript has 2 exons. Lineage: Eukaryota; Fungi; Ascomycota; Leotiomycetes; Helotiales; Amorphothecaceae.